This is a messenger RNA of Musca domestica (house fly), 1676 nucleotides long. RefSeq names its product zinc finger protein ZPR1 (gene Zpr1). Gene Ontology annotation, cellular component: nucleus; cytoplasm. The transcript has a single exon. NCBI's taxonomy places the organism in Eukaryota, Metazoa, Arthropoda, Insecta, Diptera, Muscidae. Gene Ontology annotation, molecular function: zinc ion binding. The record is from RefSeq and is a predicted model, not a curated record. The coding region runs from base 159 to 1562 and encodes 467 amino acids.
AACAACAAAAGUUCAUUGACGACAGACAUACAUCAUUCACAUACAUCGUAUUUGUCGGCGACAGACUAUAUAAGAAAAACAAGUGCGAAUUUUCUGGAAAAUUAUUAAAGAAAAACGACAAAAAGUAAUUGCGUUCAACUGCUAAGCUGAUAGCAAAAAUGGCAACACAAACUACGGAGACGAUACCCAGUAGUGAAUCCAUUCAGGAUGAGAAAAAAGGUCCCAUAUUUAAGGAAAUUGAUGCUGACGAGGCGGUAAAUGAGGCAACAGAAAUUGAAUCGGCAUGUAUGAAUUGUUUCAAGACUGGGGUAACACGUCUGCUCUUGACCAAAAUACCAUUUUUCAAGGAGGUUGUGUUGAUGUCAUUCAAAUGUGAAUUUUGUGGAUUUGAAAACAAUGAAAUUCAAUCUGCAUCGGAAAUCCAAAAGAAAGGCGUUCAUAUUAAAUUGGAGGUUAAGUCUAGUGGUGAUUUGAAUCGUCGUGUUGUGCGCUCCGAUUAUACAUUGGUUAAAAUUCCUGAAGUUGAAUUGGAAAUUCCAUCACAGUCCCAGAAGGGAGAGAUUACCACAGUUGAGGGUAUCAUUGAUCGAACGAUACGUGGCCUUAGUCAAGAUCAAGAUAAAAGACGAAUUGAACAUCCAGAUGCAGCGGCCGCCAUUGAUGCCUACAUUGAAAGGUUGAAUGACUUAAAGGCGUUGAAGACCAACUUUACAUUGGAAUUGGAUGAUAUUAGUGGUAAUAGCUUUGUUGAGAAUCCUUUGGCUCCGGCACAUGAUCCCAAUUGCAAGACAACACACUUCACCCGCACCAAGGAACAAGAUGAACUAUUGGGUCUAUAUGAUGCCAAUGAAGUGCAAGAAGGCGAAAAGAAAAUUCUGAAAGAAGAUAAGCCCUUGUUAAAACCCAUUCCUGAAGGUGAAUGGACUUUGGAGGAUUUGCAUGGUGAGGUGUUACAAUUCCAAACGCUGUGUCCCGAAUGCCGUUCCCCAUGCGAAACAAAUAUGAAGCUGACAAAAAUUCCCCACUUCAAGGAAGUUGUUAUUAUGGCCACCGUGUGCGAUGUUUGUGGCUGUAAAACAAAUGAAGUUAAAUCUGGUGGUGGUAUUGAAGAUAAGGGUACCCGUUUUGAGGUGCGCAUUGAUAGCAAAGAAGAUCUUACCCGCGAUGUACUAAAGUCGGAGACAUGUAAUUUACUCAUACCCGAAUUGGAUUGUGAAGUUGGUCCCUCAGCAUUGGGUGGUCGUUUUACCACCGUUGAGGGUAUCCUAACCGCCAUGAAAGAUCAAAUUGAGGGCAAUGAUGUUAUGUUCCAAGAUUCAACAGAUGAAGCGUUUAAGAAUCGUUUCAAGGGCUUUAUUGAGAAAUUUGAGAAAAUAUUAUCUUUGGAAAUGCCCGCCACCUUGGUAUUGGACGAUCCAGCCGGUAAUAGUUAUGUUCAGUCGUUGAGUGAUACAGAAGAAGCCGAUGCUAAAUUACAGGUUACAAAAUAUGAACGUUCAUAUGAACAAAAUGAAGAGUUGGGUUUGAACGAUAUCAAGACAGAGAAUUAUGAAGAGCAAUAAGUAAAAAUAAGUUUUCUAUUGUAUUUAAGUUAAUUUUGUAUAUUGUAAGAAAUGAGAAAGAAUUUUCCUCUGGCGAAAUAAAUUAGCUGUUUUUACCCAUAUAUUUUAAAUGUA